CUGUGUUGUUGCUGUUGGUUGUUGUUGUUGUUGUUUGUGCUGAGACAGAACACCCGGUGCAGUGCGGCUGCCACAGCCUGUAUGUGAACCCAGGCUACCAAACCCUGAGCCAGGGCCACAGUGCGCAGGGCAUCGCCAACAACAACUUGGAGCUGCGCUGCACGGGCAGGCCCAACAAUGCCCGCGUCCCCGCGAUGAAGAACCUGGAGCGGGAGAAGCUGGCAGCGCGCUGCGCGGAGGGCAGUGCCACUCUGCCCGUGCUCUGGAAGCGAUCCACCAACCCCUACCACCUGGGCGCCUGUGGCGUGGAGAGAGCCUAUAACACCUGCAAGUCGCACAAAGAGUACAGCAAGGGCAGCAGGGGCAGCUCUGGCUCGGUGGGCAGCGAGAGCCCCUACGCCACGAUCCGGGAGACCCCCGCGCUCCCCGCUUCCCCCGCGCCCGCGAGGUCGCCCCCCCCGCCGGCUGGGGGGGGCCCCGUGUCGCCCCCCCGGGGCUCCGAGGCGGCCGGCUACGUGGAGAUGAAGGCGCCGGGGGGGCCGGGGGGGCCGGGGGGGCCGGGGGGGCCGCGGGAGUCGACCUACGCGGAGAUCGUCUGCUCGCCGGCGCACGGCCUCGCCGGCCACGUCGCCACCGGCAGCACCAGGAACGUCUACGAGAUGGAACCCACGGUGAGCGUGGUGCACGGCGGUGGUGCGGGCGACACAAACGCGCCGGCACAGCUUCACCACCGCCGCCACCACCACCACCACCCGCAGCAGCACCACCGCCACGCUCAGUUGCUACGGCGUCAGCAGCAGCAGCAGCAGAUGGAGCACGGCUUGUACGACCUCCCCAAGAACAGCCACAUACCCGGCCACUACGACCUGCUGCCCGUCCACGCGCACCCACAGACGGCCGCCCUGGACAAGGAGCCUCGCCUCACCUCCUGCUCCACCUCCUCCUCCUCCUCGGCGGCGGCGGCGUCGCAGCGUCAUCACACUCAGCAGCUGGAGGGGCAGUUUUAAGUUGCCGCUGUUUAUCGGUGCCGUGGGCUGCCUCCUCAUCCCGUCCAUCCCUCUCGCCGUGAGGAGGAAGACGAAGAGGGAGGAUGAUAAGGAAGAGGGGCAGGACAAUUAGAAGGAGUAACGGAGAGAAGGGGGGAGGAGAGUGCGACACUCUCCGUCCAGCACCAGCUACCUUCCUCAACUCACAGAACAACAACGACACCAACAACAACAACGACGACACCACCGCGCAACAACCGUAGCGUGCACGCGGGCAGCCGCGUGAACAUUCUCUCUGCGUCGUUGGGAAGCGGCGAAGCCAACGGAAUCGACCGAUCGACGAAACUCUCCCCCUCUCUCUCCCCUCUCUCUCCUCUCUCCCCUCUCUCUCCCCUCUCUCCCCUCUCUCUCUCUCCUCU
Messenger RNA from Petromyzon marinus (sea lamprey), 1405 nucleotides. The record is from RefSeq and is a predicted model, not a curated record. NCBI's taxonomy places the organism in Eukaryota, Metazoa, Chordata, Hyperoartia, Petromyzontiformes, Petromyzontidae.